Halichondria panicea is the source of this 2112-nucleotide messenger RNA. Its product is annotated as solute carrier family 15 member 4-like. The transcript is spliced from 3 exons. The record is from RefSeq and is a predicted model, not a curated record. Gene Ontology annotation, cellular component: membrane. Gene Ontology annotation, biological process: transmembrane transport. Gene Ontology annotation, molecular function: transmembrane transporter activity. Bases 222 to 1985 code for a protein of 587 amino acids. Lineage: Eukaryota; Metazoa; Porifera; Demospongiae; Suberitida; Halichondriidae.
UUACCUGCAGUACAAGCAGCAACCACGAAAAUAAUAUCCACAAAAUGACUAAAUACUGUUCAACCACGAAUAUUAAUUUUUGUCCCCCGCAAAUUAACACCAACUUUGCCUCGAUUUCAAGCCGCAAGGAAGCUACGCAUGCGCAUGCGCAAAAGCCUCGCCUACACAUGAUGAGAGCUCAGCAAUAAUUAUUAUGCAAUUAUGUCUUGCUCAAGAAAAGCAUGAUGGUAGAAACAAAUUCACAGAAGAUGAGAGGAAAGGGUGAAAAGUCUACGGAUUUUACAGAAAGGUCACCUCUGUUGCAAACCCCUAUUGCAAGUAGUGUUACUGUAAGCAGUCCCACUUUUGGUCGCUGUAGAGCUAGAGCCUCAUGUGCCAGACGUCCAUUGCCCCAAGGAAAAGGAUUGCUGUUGUUAUUGCUUGUUUACUUUGUUGAGAGUUUUGCCUUUUAUUGUGCAACUAAAGGCAUUCGGGUGCUACUCUUUAAAGAUGAAAGCAAGCAAGUUUGGGGAAGUUUUAUCUACUCACUUGUGUACAACUCUCUUGGUCGUCUCUUUUACCCAUUGGCAGGUGUUUUAGCUGAUACUUUUUGGGGAAGAUACAAUGUUAUCAAAAUUGGACUGUGGCUAAUUGCUUUUGCAUUAGGCAUCAUUUGUAUUAACCUUUCAAUAAUCGAUAGUGUGACUGAAUCAGUUGGCCGGAUAUUUCUACCAAUCAUAUUCAUUUUAUUGAUUGCUAUUGGUUCUGCAUGUGUUGAAGUCAAUGCUAUUUCCUUCGGGGUUGACCAGUUGCCACAAGGUUGCACAUCAGACCAGAUAAGCUCUUACUUUUUUUGGUAUGAUUUCACUCGAAAUGCCAGUACAUUGUUGGCAGUCAUUGUAUUUUUACUACUACAAGGUUUUUAUUAUUUCCUUGAUCUAGAAGAGGGCCAUUAUUACUACACAUCCCUUCAAGAACUAAUGAAAUCAAUCAACUUACAUUACAAGACUCUAAUCGUUAUCUUAAUAGCUGCUAGUGCUAUUGUUUGUAUUCUGCUACUGCACACUUUCAAGCAUUAUUGGUACUUUAAGAAUUCCCAACGUGAAAACCCUGUCAAGACAAUCGUUAACGUCAGUUGGUACAGUUUAACCGUGAAAAGACAUCCUCCCGUUUAUAGGAGAACAUUUCGCUACGGAGAAGCUAGACAGCCUCGAAUUGAACUGGCAAAAAAGGAUUUUGAUGGCAUAUUUGAGGCUGAAGAAGUUGAAAAUGUUAAGUCCUUCUAUCAAAUUCUGUUUCUCAUAUUAUCUCUGGGGGGAUUUUUGGCAUCUAAUAGGGGGGCUUCAUCGAUGCUCUCAUUACAAUUUGAAGCCGAAAAUGUAUUAGAGCUAGGCGAAUCAUACCGCAUUAUAGCUCCUUAUCUCAAUGAUUUGGUCAAUAUUAUUACGAUUGUUAUAUUUCUUCCAUUCUUCAACCAUGUGGUCUUGCCUUUUCUCCGCAUGUCCUUAAAACUCAGGUUGGUUAUUGGUCUAAUUUUUAACCUCAUAGCAAUUCUGAUAGCUGUAUUCCUCCAAGCAACUGUGCAGAUUGACAGCAAUGGCUUUGCGAUUGAAAGGUUUCUUUGGCUCCUUCUGCCGGCUAUUGUACUUUCAGUGGCAGAAACUAUUACCUUUGUCUCUUGUUUGGAAUUCAUUUAUGCCCAAGCUCCAGAGCCCAUGAAAGGACUUCUAACUGGACUGUUCUAUUUCAUGUUUGGAGUAUUUGGUGGUAUUUCCAGCAUUGUGUUUUACUGCUUCCCUUUUGAUAAUCAAGAAGAGGACAAAGUCGACUACAUUUUAUGGUUUUACAUUUUGUUUACAAUUGUUACUGCUCUAGGAUUACUAGUGUAUAUAAUUGUUGUGUGGGUGUGGUUUUAUCAAAACCGUCACAGACCAGCUGUGGAUGAAGAGGAUUUGACGCACAGACUAUAUGCACAAAACGUUUUUUUCCUCAAAAAUCGUGAUUGAAUUGUACUGUCAAUUUGUCUGUUGUACAUGUGUAUAAUUAUUGUUAAAUUAAUGUGUGAUCAUUAGUUGUGCAGUUUCACUUUGCAUUGUUGCUAUAACUGCAAUUUGACAUUGUGUUUGGGCUUCG